AUGCUUCGUUCCGUCGCUCACAACAAAGUCUGCUCUCGUUCCUUUUCCUCCUCGACACCCCUCCUCGCAUCUUCAUCCACCGCGCACUGGCAGUUCCGUGGAAACCUCAAGAAGAAGGACCUCAAACGUUCGGAAUAUACUCCCCAACCAGUCCCUACCACAGUCAAGGCCGUCCUUACCCAGACGAAGAAUCGGCGAGAUGUCCCAUCCACCGAUACUAAUCCUGCGGACACCAAAUGGCUCUUGAGUCCAUAUACCCUUGCGGGACGUUUGAGGGGAUUAUGCGAUAAGGGCGCCAUGGACGAGGCCGUCGACAUGCUCAAGAACGCACCUCUCGAUGCGCAGAACAUCAAAGUCUGGAAUGCCAUGAUCACUUCGGCCUUCAAGGCUCGCCGGUACAAGCUUGCUUGGGAACUGUUCGUAGACUGUAAACGACGCGGCUUUGUGCCCAACCUGAGGACAUACUCCUCCAUGAUGUCAGGCUACUGUCGCAUCGAAGACUGGUCCCAAUACUCAAAACAGCUAGAUCAUGUACACCUCCUCUACGAGCAAUACUCUCCCUACCUGACCGGCAAGGGCAUCCACGCCGAUGACGAUGCCACCGAAGUCCUAUUCCCCGUAGCCCUCUACAUCACCGUCCUCGGCCGCGCAGGGCUCUUCCAAAAAGCUUUCGACGUCUUCCACGAACUCCCUACCGAAGGUCCCCACGCUGCCGGCGCACUCAUCUACGGCUCUCUCCUUGACGCUUUAUCUAGACGACGAUCACACCUAGACACGAACGACUCGGACUCAGAAUCACGAAAAGCCAUGGCUCUGGAGGCGAAGUACGUCUGGCGACGGAUGCUCCGUUCGAUGGAGAAAGACCCGUCCUUCGUCAUGAACGAACGCAUCCUUUCCUCCCUCAUCAAAAUAUUCUCUCACGCCGGUCCCGCGCCUUCAGGCGACCCCGACUUCGCCUUCGACAUCAUCCGCGACCAUUUCGGACUCAUAGGUCCGGACGACGCGCUCCCGAAGACUCGAAAACAGAAAUCCGCACACACCCAGACGGUCCCGCUCGAGCACCACUCCCUCCUCACCAUCCUCCAAUACGCCAACACGGUCCGCAGACCAGAACAUUGCAUCCAUUACGCCGAACAGAUCAUGGCGAACGCGAAACGGGGCGGUAUUCAGCUCUUUGUCUACCCCCACGCUAUGGAAACCUUAUACGCGCAUAACGCAUUAGCCCUCGCGGGGGAUAAAACACAGGCUACGAAAGCAGCAAAGAUGCUCAGUUGGGUUUUCCAGCGCGAAGGCUCGAGGCCGAGUUGUCAGCCUCCGAGGAAAGUGUACACUCUCGCGUGGAGGAUCUGUGCGACCUGUGGCGACUUUGCCGCCGCGAAGAGGGUGUUUUAUAUGGCGACGGGCUACGCGGUGGACGAAGGGGCGAAGUAUAAGCAGAGCUGGAUGGUCAAUAAGGGAGGCGAGCUGAGCGUGAGCGAGUGGUUGUCGGUGUUUAGGGCUGCGAUGGCUUCGGGGGAAGCGGCGGCGGAGGACACGGGGCUGUGUGUGGAGAUGUUGGAGGCGUUUGGGGAGGAUGUGGUCAAGAGUUGGAAGGAGGUUGGGGCUACGAGAGGGGAGUUAGAUUUGCAGGGGAUUAGGACGACGUUUAAGGCGGGGUUGAGUGAGCAUCAGAGGUUGGCUGCGAUGGUGGUCAAGGCGGAUAGCUCGAAGGCGGGGAAGGAGGCGGCGCAGGUGGUCAGGACGGCGGCGCAAGGGUUUUUGGCGAAGGUUGGUGGGUUGUUGGCGUCGGCGAGGAAAGGUGUUUCUACAGAUUCAGAAGGGCUUGCGAGGGGAGCAGAGGUUGAGAGGACGGUGAUUGAGGUGAAGGAGUCUACUGACAAGCCACGGACAGGGCCAAGGCGACGUUUGCCAAUGCCCAACUAGUGUUACAUCCUCGUCUGCUCUCAUUUGUUGCCCUUCCCAUCUACUUAUUGGCUCUCUGCAUAUAUACUAAGAACAACUAGGGAUAAUAAAAC
Stereum hirsutum FP-91666 SS1 is the source of this 2015-nucleotide messenger RNA. RefSeq lists its product as uncharacterized. The record is from RefSeq and is a predicted model, not a curated record. NCBI's taxonomy places the organism in Eukaryota, Fungi, Basidiomycota, Agaricomycetes, Russulales, Stereaceae. The transcript is spliced from 2 exons. Gene Ontology annotation, molecular function: protein binding. The coding region runs from base 1 to 1923 and encodes 640 amino acids.